GACUCCACCCUGCUCUUCACUGUUCCAGGAAAUGUUCUUCAGUGCUGCUUCACAUCUGUGAGCUGCAGCUUCACACUCCGCAGAGCAGAGCUGACAGCAGACGGAGCAGCUUCAUUAUUAACCCUUUUUACACUCUCUUCACUUCUUUGGGGGUUUUUUUUGGAAACACAGAGGGCGUGGCCGACAGUGGAAACCAUUCCAGUUUCCUCACUUCACCGCUGGGAAUAAUUACCUCCAUAUUGUUUCUCUCGUUGGCAUCUCUUACUCGGUGAAAUGUCCAGGUCAGACUACCCUCCAGGGUACGACGACUCCCGGGGACCGCUGUAUGCACCUCAGGGUGGGAAUUACCCACCACCUCCUGCAUAUGGCUUCCCUGGCUAUGGUGGUCCCCAGCCAGGCCAGCCCUCUGCUCCCUACCCCAGUGGUCCAAACGCUCCCAUGUAUCCAGGCCAGCCAGGGGGCUAUCCUCCCGGCCCGUACCAUGGACAGCCGCACCCUGGCGGGCCUCCAGGACCCGGAUACCACAGUCCCCCUCCCAUGCCUCCUGUCAUGCCACCGACCUUGCCAUCAGAUGUCCUGAGCUCUGGUGGUGAUGGGUUUGCGGCAAGCGGCAGCGGUUUUGACGAUCUGAGCAUCCGGCAUGCCUUCAUCAGGAAGGUGUAUCUGAUUCUGGCUGUUCAGCUCCUCGUCACCACAGCCAUCGUGGCCGUGUUCACAUUUGUCAAACCCGUCAAAUAUUUCGUAAGGCGAAACAAAGCCAUCUACUGGACUUCAUACGCUGUGUAUAUCGUCACCCACCUGGUGCUGGUCUGCUGUAAGGGCCCUAGGAGGAAGUUCCCGUGGAACGUCAUCCUGCUGUCAGUCUUUACCCUGGCUCUGUCGUACAUGACUGGAUCGAUCUCCAGUUACUACGAUACAAAAGCAGUGUUUCUUGCUCUGGGGAUCACUGCAGUCGUCUGCAUCGCCGUCACCAUCUUCUGCUUCCAGACAAAGGUGGACUUCACCAAGUGCCAGGGACUUUUCUGUGUCCUGGGGAUCGUAGUAUUUGUGAUCGGCAUCAUAACAACCAUUGUGCUGUCAUUCAAAUAUAUUCCAUGGCUUCACAUGCUUUACGCAGCCAUUGGAGCCAUAGCCUUCACUCUGUUCCUAGCAUACCACACACAGCUGCUGAUAGGGAACAGGAAGCACUCCAUCAGCCCGGAGGAGUACGUGUUCGCCGCGCUCUCCAUCUACGUCGACAUCGUCCAGAUCUUCCUUUUCCUGCUGCAAAUCAUCGGUGCCUCGACCAAAUAAAUCUACCAAAGGGUACACAACCGACUUGGGUCAACAAAACGCACGCAGGCGCCUGCAAAAACCAUUCCAUGCUUUUAAAAACCUUUUUGUGUUCAGUCAGAAUCAGGAUACGUUUAUAAAAUCAUGAUGCACUCCGAUGAAAACGUCAAAGGGCUGAAAUUCAGAUUUUGUCACAGGUUAAUCCUGUGCACAAAAAAAUGCACUUUUUUUCCUGAAACUAAUAUUUGUCUAUAUCUGCAUUAAGCAACUUACCAGUGGUUUAAAAAGAAUAUUAAUACUACAGUAUAAAUACAGCAAAUACCUAUAGACACUGGAUCGCCAGCUGCAACAUGUAUUCACUCUCGCUGGACUUCAGUUAAGGCGGACAGUGUCUCUCUGCAUGUAGAUGUAAAGUCAUCCAUGACCUCAGGCCCGUCUGUAUAAAUGUUGUUUCUUCUAAUGUUCAAACUCCAGUUCGCCGACAGAGACCCAUCUCUGGUUGGCUUUGACGUACAGUAGAGGGGUGGGCAAUACCACAAAAGCAAAAUUUGGUUUAGAUUGGGUACCAAGUUAUAGCAGGGCCACGAUAAUGAUGGUACAUAUCAUAAUUUACGAAUAAUAGGCUACUUCUGAAUCAAUUUUGAUUACCAAAGACAUAAGGAAUUUCUUUCUACUUUGAAUAUUAAUAUUCUCUGUUUAUUACUGAAAGGAAUAGUUCCACAUUUUGGGAAAUUUGUAUGAAAAGAUUGAUACCACUCAUGUCUGUCCGCUAAAUGUAAACCUACAGCCUGCAGAGGUGGAGGAGGAGCUUGGAGCUUUUACUUAAGUGUCAAGUGUAGAAAUACUCGAUUACAGUGGUUCCCAACUGUGGGUCGUGGUGGGUCUAUUCUAAAUGGACUGCAAGUGACUCUCAAAUGUGUCGUUUGAAAAAAAAACAAACAAAAAAAAAACGAAGAAAAACACACAGUUUUUAACUGCAGUGAAUUUCUGAAACAAAGCCAUAUCUCAAUUCAGGGACUGUAGCCUUCAAAGACCGAUUGCAUCACAUCAUCACAUCGGCGCCACCAAGUCUGUCCCAUUUCAAAGGCUCCGUCAAAUGCGGCCGACAAAUGUAGCAUUCUUUCCCAGAAUCUGGAGGAUUCAACGGAUGAAUCCUUCGUGGCCCAGCCUAUCCCAAGAUGCAUUUCGUGCCGGUGACGAUUAUAGUUAAGUUAACUGACAGUUGUUACCUAUCUAACAGUUAACUGUUGCUAACAUUACUAUUAGCUAAAAGUACACAGCUUAAAUGUAAUGAGUUUGCCUGAAAACGGUCCAUCAGCCUGAACUAUAUCAAACGGCGGUGUCUCAGUAUUAAAUUAAAAAGAAAAAUUCAUAUAAUAACAAUCUCUGGGUCCGUGAUUUAGGGCUAACUAACCUACAACAACGGGUCAGGGCGAGAACAACUGGUGAUGCAACCAGGAAAUCCUCCGCGGACCAGACUGUCCCAUUUCGGAGACCGUUCGGUUUGGCUGAUGUCGACCGUGAAGGCCACAUCCCUCAAAGGCAGCAGCCCCUGAAUUGAAACACGGCCAAAGGGACAGCUACUUAACAAAGACGGCAAACCAGCCCAAAGCCAUGGCCACACGCAAGUAUGACGCUGAAUGUGUUAAACUCUGUGGGCCUUGGACUAAUGACUAAGUAGAAAUCUGGACCAGUUGGGAACCACUGCUCUAUUACAUGGUAAAGUUCCUGCACUUGAGAAAGUAAAUCAGCAUAUUUCUGAAAUUAUUUAGCUUUAAUUCUACAGGUACGCAUGUUGGAAGGCAAAACAGGCUUUAAUGGUAAUUAGUAAUUGAUGUGAUCAUGGGGGGGCAUGCACAGAACAGCAGCUGGCAAGCUUACUAAGACUUUAGUGCCUAAAACGUGAUGCUACAUAUGGUAUUGAUCCCUAUGAUGUUAGUAUGGAUAGUCAAAACUACAUUUGUUUCGGCAGGAUUGAUACUUUGGUGAUUGAUCUGCCCACCCCUGAAGUACAGCUCAGUACACAUUAUGACAGCAUCAGAUCUGCUGUCACCGCUUCAUAUUUACAAGCCUUUGCUGGUGGUUUAAUAUGUUUCUAACUAUAAACAGUCUACAUCACUACAGUGCCUUCACAAUGAGGAUGUUUCUGAGAUUAGAUUUUUUUACUUUAAGAAGUACAGGGUUAUACUCCACAAGCUUUUAUAGUAUUGUUACAUAUGUGUCUGUUUAUAUAUUCUCAUGUUACAGUCAGAUACGGAGUGCCAGCAGGGGGUGUUUUUCUCACAGGAUAACACAAUCAGUGCCUUGGUGUUAAAUUAUUGGAACAUUCCCGAGAGUCGGUGAGUUCCAGCUCAUGUGGCAUUGUCCAAAAGCUCCUGAAUGAUCAACCCCGCCCAUCUGGUCCUCAUGUGCACACUCAUACACACAUACAACCCUUGACUCGAAACAGCUAAGGCAGACAUUUUGAAUAUGCAGCACAGCUGGUCAGUGUGGGGGAUGGGUUUGUAAAUAUACAUAUCAAUGAUUAGGAAAAUUUGUUUGCCUUUUGGUAUCAAAUAAACAUUUGUAUUUGUGA
Molecule: messenger RNA, 3847 nt
Organism: Epinephelus fuscoguttatus (brown-marbled grouper)
Lineage: Eukaryota; Metazoa; Chordata; Actinopteri; Perciformes; Serranidae
Gene: tmbim1a
Product: transmembrane BAX inhibitor motif containing 1a
Exons: 12
Coding region: 274-1293 (339 amino acids)
Biological process (GO): negative regulation of apoptotic signaling pathway
Cellular component (GO): endoplasmic reticulum; membrane; Golgi apparatus
Source: RefSeq, a predicted model, not a curated record